Prorocentrum cordatum is the source of this 1500-nucleotide messenger RNA. Lineage: Eukaryota; Dinophyceae; Prorocentrales; Prorocentraceae. The record is from the annotation of a GenBank genome assembly.
AGCACGUAGCCAUAUUUGCCCAAGGCUCUGGACCCCCCUCGCACUGACUGCUCGCGCGCUGCGCCCCCGCCCAAGGGUCCGGACCUCCCUCGCGCGCAUCACCCGCGCCCUGCGCCCUCCCUCCGCCGCCAUGCCGCGGAUCCACUUCGGCCUCGGCGAGGACGAGGGCACCCUGCUCGCCACCCUCGCCCGCGGCCUCGAGGCAGAGGUGGAGGUGGACGCGGGCAGCAGCGUCGACUUCGCGAAGAACAGGGCCACACCGCUGUGGCAGCACCUGCCCUUUUGCCACGCCGCCGCGGCGCUGAUGGCGCUGAGGGUUUUCGACGCCGCCACCUCCGAGGACGACUGCCCGGCACCGCCGAGGCGGUGGACGGCGCGCGACUGGUGCUGGGGCACGAGCCCCCUGGCUCGGCGCCGCCGCCGUCCGCGGAGGCGGAGGGCUGGGCGCUGGUGGCGGCCGGCGGUGGCCGCAGGAAGCUGGGCGUCGGCGCAGGCGCCUGCACCAGCGGCGCUGCCGGAGCUGCCGUCGAGCCCAGCGAGCGGGCGGACGGCAUCGGCGGCAGGUCGAGGGCAGCGUCGGCGGCAGGGGUGCACGCGUCGCCCGCCGCGCCGCCCAUGGGGCAUCUGGCGCGGCCGGCAGCGGGAGCAGGGCCGUAGCGCCCAGCGCGCCAGGUGAGCUCUGGCCCGGCAUGGCGCUGCGCCGCGCAGGGUGUCAGCGACCGCCCGCUCCCCGCCCGCACUCGCUGCGCCCGCCCGAUCUCCUGCACGCGCUGGUGCUGCCGCAGGCCCUUUGCACGAUAAGUGUAUAAGUGUUGCCCCAAGGCGGGGCUCGACCAGUCGCAGCUCGGCGUAAAGUUUAUUUGGCUGCCGCCGGCAGUUCCCCCAAAAAUGUCUUCGUCGAUCUCUCUAUCAUCUUGUCGAUGGAAUCCGAUCUGCGUCUCGCAGGCCGCCCUUCCAUGGCUAGUAUCCAGGCUUUUGCUGAUCACGCUAUGUCCGCAGUGCCGUGGAAGCUGACCGCGUGCACCAGAGUUCAACUUGGGUUGAUAACACGCAUAUCCAAAGAGUGGAACUUUUUGUCAUGCAGGUCUCUGAUUGUGACUUGGCCGCCGCCACGGAGCAACGCUCAUCACGAUAGCAUAUCUGUCGGGCGUCGGGUAGGUGCAUGCCUCAACUCUCGCUGUCGGACUUCGCAGGAAAAGAGAGUGAGUACGCUGGUGAUGAUCUGUGCCCUGCGGUGGGGCACGGGCCUGCUGUUUGCCUGCGUCGACGGCGAGUUUCGUGUCGCACAAGCGUGCUGCUUUCCGUGACGUCGCCCAAGGGCGCGGCCUUCCAGCGAGAGUUGUGCGGCAUUUUGCAGGAGUCGUCUCUGCCCAGAUUGCGAAGAGGGACGCUGGGUCUUUGAUGUGGGGCCCAAGGUGCGCGCGCAUCACGCAACCCCAGGGCUGACCUGGGUCACUGAUUAAGAACCCCCCCCUUCCGGCAAAAGGAUAGCACUUCUCC